GACAGAGAGAGAGAGAGCAAGACAGAGAGAGGGAGGGGAGGAGGAGGAGGCAGAGCAGCAGCUCCACAGCAUUCUCAGCGACAUCAUCAAGCUACCAACCAAAACAGGCGCUUCAGCGAGACAGACAGAGAGAAUAUAAUUUUAUUCCUGUAAUCCAUUUCUUUUUGUGUUUUUGUGGUAUUUUUAUCUCACGCUAUCUACUGCAUCACUCUACGUUACGGUGCUUUUAUCGUAUGGCCAGACAGAGACAGUCUGUGAUGUAGACAGAUACGCAGACGGAGAAUGACAGCGAGACAAGAGGAGAAGCUGUGAGAAAAGGAUCCAUAACAACAGAGAGUGUGAGAAGCAACGUGAGAGAGAGAGAGAGAGAGAGCAAGAGAGGGAGAGAGAGACAGAGACAGAGAGACAGAGAGACAGAGAGACACAGAGAGAGAGAGAGAGAGAGAGAGAGAGAGACAGAGAGACAGAGAGACAGAGAGACAGAGAGACAGAGAGAGAUAAAACAAGGAUGCUGUGGAUUGAAUGAAAGAAGGAACUGGACAGUCCUAAAUCUGUCCUCUGGAUGCGAGCGUCUGCUCCUCUCCUCCACCGCAGUGCAGCAAGGUAAAACACACCACGGAUCUCAUCGGCUGCUACGCGCUCACAGUCCCCGACACACUCUCCCUUCGGCCCAGAAGGAGGAGGAGGGGGAACAGCUGGAUGUGGAGGGUGUUGGGGGAGCAUCAGGAGCAGGACAGGGGGGGCAGACCUAGCAGUGGAGGAGAAUGGGAGCUGAGCAGUCCCUGGAAGAUGGACAGGCCCCCAGUCUAAUCAAGGAGCAGACAGAGACCAUGAGCUCAGACUCUGACGGAGCGUUCGAGACACCGGAGUCGACCACACCUGUCAAGUCCCCCACUGGAGAGACAGACCAUCAUACCCAGCUGCUGACCUCAGAAGACACCGGUCUUGGCUGUGACUCUGAGGCAGAUGGUGAACCCGUGUCAGAAGCUAAAGGUCACCAUGGUAGUUCCCUGUCCAUAGUCUUUGACGAGGACAAGCCCAUAGCUGCUAGCGGAGCCUAUAACCUAGACCAGCUCAUAGCUGCUGCUGCUGCUGCUGCUGAAGCCCAGAGCCGAUCUCUAACCCGAUCUCUGAGCCUCCAGGCUGGGGAACUAGACGGCUGCGGACCCCUAGACAGCGCAGGAUCCUCCCUCUCAAUCGCAGACUCCCGUCCCUUGGCUGAGGCCUUUAGUAUCGACAGUGGUACUGAGAGUGCUCCUGGGACCCUCCGCAGACCGUCCAAGAAGGGGCCUCUCCACACUGGCGGCUCCCUGAAACAGAAGGCUCUCCUCAGGCAGAGCUCUAACCCAGAGAGCCCCCAACCUCCAUCCUCUGGUAUCACACCGGAGCUGAAAAAGAGCACCAGAGCAUCUAGCCCCCUAUUGGGCUCCGAGGACCAGGAAGUAGGAGGAGCCACUACAGACUCCGGCCCUGCCUCGGCCACGCCCAGUCCAGGAGGCACGCUCCGCAGAACCAGGAAGUCACGCGUGGAAAGCCCCGCCGCUCUCAUUGAAGAGACCAAUCACACUAGCCCAGCGGCAGAUAACCAACCAAUCCCAACCCCUACUCCUGUUCCGACCCAGGCCAUUUCCAUACCCGUCCGACAGGAGGAUACCCCUAUCCCAGUGCCGGAAGCCCCUCUCCCAGCCAGUGAGGGCUCCUCUCCCAUCCCCCCUAGUGGGGCCUACAAAUGGGACCCAGACAACUUUGAGGACAUCGACCCAUUCAACACCGGAGGUAGUAAAGUCGCUAACUCCCCUCCGUUGGGACGGAAAGGAGUCGCUAACUCCCCUCCGUUGGGACGGAAAGGAGUCGCUAACUCCCCCCCAUUGGGACGGAAAGAAGUCUCUGCGUCCAUUGCUCAUAAAACUGUCACCCCUGUGUCUAACCCCCCUCCUGUCUCUACUGAGGAACAAGCUCGUCCCUCUACCAGCCCCCCUAUUCGCACCUCAGGGGCGGUCAGACUGGAGUUUGACUAUUCUGAGGAGACCCUCGAGGAGCCUCCUAAGGCCUCUCCACCUCCCAAGAAGCUGGGCAGGAAGCCAGGCUCCAAGAUGCCUCUGAGGAAGCCCAGGAUGGGCCUGAAGAAGGUCGUCCAGCCACCAUCGGAACCCCUUGACAACACGCUCGCCACCAUUCCCGGUGAUGACCUCCCUAUCCAUAAGGCUUCCUAUAAUUUUGACCCCGCCCAGUGGGACGACCCUAACUUCAACCCGUUCGGCUCCAACAGCGAGAUCCCCGUCUCUCCCAAGCUGAACAAACCCUCCCAUAGAUUCGACUCUGACACCUUCGACGAGUCUGCUGCCUUCAAGUCCUCCUCCAACAGCAUGGCUGCGUCUCCGCCCACGGCUGCCUCAGGCUCCGCCUCCUUUGAGGUGUCGGCCAAUGACAAUGAGGUUGAUAACGAUAAUGAUAACGUUGGGGAGCUGGAGGACCACAACCAGAACAAACCAUCCAAAACGAAGAAGAAACCUAUCAAAUCGAACACUUUCAGAGUCAAGAGGUCCCCAAAGAGGGCGGCCAUGUCUGAUCCAUCAUCACAAGAGCCCACCCCAGUAGAUGAAGCCCAGCCUCCUAUCCCCCCGCUACAGGACGACCACGCCACAGACGAGGAGAAGCUGGCCUCUUCCUCCAAUCACAAAGAGAAGCUUGCUUCCUCAGCCAAUCACAAAUGGGCAUCCAUGGAGGCGGAGCUAACCUCUGACCCCCAGGAGGACUUCCCGCAGCCAUCUGACCUCACAGCCUUUGUCAACGAGAACAAUCGAGUGCCAGACUAUGAGAUUGAGUACAUGGAGAAGAUCGGCCCCCCUUCGCCGACUCUGUUUGUGAAGAAACCUUCGACUCUCUACCUGAAGCUGGACUCUGUGACAGACAGCCUGACCAAGCCUAACCAAGGAUCAGAACUCAACUCUCCCUGCACAGGGUACAACACACUGGGGAGUUUUGAGGAGAUAGAGGCCCAGAUCACAGCCCAGAUGAAGACUCCUGUGCUGGGCUCCAGACCUGGUCCAGAAGGGUCUCGACCCGGUCUUGAGGGGUCCACUGGAGAGAAAGAGAAGACCAGGAAGAGAGAGAGCCAGUCACUCAGCCGGACACAGAGCACAGACAUUGAGCAUGGUGCGAAACCCACCCAGGGCUCUAUGGAGGUCCAAGGUCCAGCCCCUGGCCCAUCCCCAGACGUACCCUUCUUAGCCAGGCUGUCUGAGUGCCCUGACCCCCAAGCCUACCUGGAGGCUGUGGAGACUGACCUGGCAGAGACCAACCCCACUGCCUUCGCCCUCAAACUACAGGAGGAACUGGUUCUAGCUGCUCUGAGGAUAGAGGCUCUGCAGGUAGCCAAAUACAUCUCAGACAGCCCCUCCCUCUCCACUGUCACCCCCCAGCAGAGAGACAGAGAAGUGAUGUCAUCAACACUGGACAGGGACUGCGUGGAUACCAAGAGUUCUCUCUACACCCGGACAGCGGGCUACGGAGAGGGGGAGAGGGAGAGCCCCUACCCACCCAAAGACAUGGAGCACUCCCUGGGCAUCGCACGAGAAGAGAUCGUGUCCAAGGAGAAGGAGGUACUGGAGUGGCAAAGGAAGUACGAGGACAGUCGACAGGAAGUGCUGGAGAUGAGGAGAAUCGUGGCAGAGUAUGAGAAGACCAUUGCACAGAUGAUUGACGAUGAGCAGAAGGAUAAGUCUCUGUCUCACCACACCAUCCAGCAGCUGAUCGUAGAGAAGGACCAGGCUCUUUCAGACCUCAACUCAGUAGAGAAGAGUCUGGCUGAACUGUUCAGACGAUACGAGAAGCUGAAGGACGUCCUCGAGGGCUACCGCAAGAAUGAGGAGGUGCUGAAAAAAUGCGCUCAGGAGUACCUGUCCAGGGUCCGUAAGGAGGAACAACGUUACCAGGCCCUGAAGAUCCACGCCGAGGAGAAACUAGACAAGGCGAACUCCGACAUCGCCCAGGUGAGAAUGAAGUCCCGUCAGGAGACAGCAGCGUACCAGGCCUCUCUCAGGAAGGAGACUAUGAAGGUGGACUCACUGGAGAGAACUCUUGAGCAGAAGAACAAAGAGAUCGAAGAACUGACCAAGAUCUGUGACGAGCUGAUCGCCAAGAUGGGAAAGAGUUAGCAACACUGAAUACGUCCAUGUCUCCAGGGCCCGAGGGGAAGGAGUGGUAGAAGAAUAGAAGAAAGAACCACAUCCUCUCUCUUUUUCUCUUUUACAUCCAAACCUUCCCUUUGGACUGAUGGGCAGCUGGACAGAUGGACAGUUGAAGCCAAAGUGGUUUCUGGAUUAAAUAUACUACUGACUGACCGUGUACAUGUAUCCACUGGCAUCAUUGCACCCCCAGAGUAUUGGGGAGGGUCAAUGGUUUUCUUCUGUUUCACCCAGUACAUUUUGAUGUGCCAAUGUGCAAAACAUGUCCUGUAUCAGGGAUCCGGUGAAAGAGUGUUUUGAAAUGUACUCUAUAUCAUACAUGAGAGAGAGUGUGUGGGUGUGUGUGGUGUGUGUGGUGCGUGGGUGGGUGGGUAUGUACAAGUGUGCAACUCAGUCUCAUGUACACAUUUACAGUUUGUACACAUGUUGGGUGGUGUGUGUGUGUGUGUGUGUGUGUGUGUGUGUGUGUGUGUGUGUGUGUGUGUGUGUGUGUGUGUGUGUGUGUGUGUGUGUGUGUGUGUGUGUGUGUGUGUGUGUGUGUGUGUGUGUGUGUGUGUGUGUGUGUGUGUGUGUGUGUGUGUGCGUGCGUGCGUGCGUGCGUGCGUGCGUGCGUGCGUGAUAGAGAGAAAGGUGAGUGCAUUGAUUGAAGAUAGACCGAUAUGCGAUGUGGUUGCCAUGACAGCAAAUGAUGGGGAAAUACGGUUGCCUCCUCCAACUCCUGCUGUGUCUUCAAUCCUAGAGAGUGAAACACAGAGGAAAAGAAAACCAUAUAUAUAGAAUAAAUCAAUGAAUCGUUCAGUUAAUAAGAAAUAUACUUGAUCACAGAGAACUGCAUGUGGAAGUAGAAAAAUAUAAACGUCCUUUUUGUUUUGUAAGUAGGAAGUUGAUGAUUAUAAUAGAGAGAUAUAUAUAUAUAUAUAUCUGCAUUUUGAUACAAUAUUGUGUUUAAAUGGCUUCCCUUGGUCGUGUUAUCGUGCAGAUACUUUGUGAGGCCUAAUUUUAUGUCAUAUCUUUUCUUGGAGAAAAAAACUAAAACGUGUGAUGGGAUUUUAUUUAUUUUAAUUUUAAUAUUGAUGACGAUGAACGGUAAUUAUUCCUGUAUUAAUCAGGUGUUGGGACUGAGGGUAGGUAAAGUAAUUCAAUCUUGGAUCUCUAUGUCACAGUCCUGUUAUAAUUGAUGUGUUCACAAGGUGGAAGCAAUUGAAAAAAAGAGCUCUGCACAGCUACACGUCUGGGUUCAAAUGUUGAGUGUUUGUUCUGUCCUAGAGUGCCAAAUGUGCGGAGUUUGCCGUUUUGGGACUAUUCUAUUAAUCUGUUAAACCAGGCAAGAUCAAUCAAGCACAGAUAAUGUAAUUGAAUUGAUUUCUAAUAGUAUUUGAACCCAGGUCUGCACAGCUAUAGUGUACAGCAUCUGAAACGUGAAAUAAAGGAUGACAAUAGAAAUAUGGGAUGUGGCUUCUUUGAAAAACAAGAAACAAAACAACAAGUGAUUAGGACAGCGUUUCCCAACCUAGGGGUCGCAACACCAUGUGGGGAGGAAAAUGAAAACUGCACGCACGCACGCACGCACGCACUCACACACACACACACACACACACACACACACACACACACACACACACACACACACACACACACACACACACACACACACACACACACACACACACACACACACACACACACACACACACACACACACCUAGGAUUCUCAGUGCUGUGGGAAUGACAGAAACGGUCCCUGUGUGUCGUUUAUUUCAGAAGCCCUCUGUUCAUUUUUUAAACGUUUGCAGUGUGCAUAUGCCUUCACACUCAACAGAGUGAAUUCAACACUAAAUGUUAACAUUUAGACCAUGUUUCUGUCACCCUAUACAGAGUAGAAAAUUAACACUGGCUGUGUGAAAUUCACAAUACGCUGGAGUGAACUAAUUAGUAUUUCACUCUACUCUGAAGUGAAAUAUAAAUUGCACUCACUCUACAAUGGAAUAAAGUGUAAUUAAACGGUGUGAUACAUUU
Molecule: messenger RNA, 6203 nt
Organism: Oncorhynchus masou masou (cherry salmon)
Lineage: Eukaryota; Metazoa; Chordata; Actinopteri; Salmoniformes; Salmonidae
Gene: tacc2
Product: transforming, acidic coiled-coil containing protein 2
Exons: 18
Coding region: 765-4157 (1130 amino acids)
Biological process (GO): mitotic spindle organization; cerebral cortex development; cell population proliferation
Cellular component (GO): cytoplasm
Source: RefSeq, a predicted model, not a curated record